CCAUCCGCUCUAUUUCGCUUGAACUGCACGGUCUACCUAAACAAGCCGUAGUCAGGAUGUCGUGAGGACUAGUCAGGCGCCUGUUGGGUGAUACGUUGCUGUAGGGUACCUGCCCGGUACAUCCUGAAUAUGGUUAAAUUGUAGAGCAACGGGUAACCACAGGCAUUUAGUCACAAUCUCUGCAGGCAGGUGAUUGGCUGAGAGAUGACGGAGGUGGAGCUGAUGCUGGACUUUGCCUCAUCUGGCCGCUCCGGUCGUCGCAACGCCCUCCCUGACAUCCUGGGCUCACCGGCAGGGGUCAGCCCUACAGACCUGCCCCUCAAACUAGCGCAGCUGUCAGUCACUGAUGGGCCAGGUGGGGCUCAGUCCCCCAGCACAGAGGAGCCCCCCGCCCCCACAGACCACAGCGCGGGCCAGGAGGGGACAUAGACACAUUACCCUUUUGCUUGGACCACCCCAUCCAAUGGCAUCGCCAUGGAAAUGGGCGCUGAGAGAGAGACAUGCGGCAGACAAGACUUGGGGGAGAUUGAUGUCAGAGCUGUGUCCAGAGAGCCCUGUGUAGCGUGUGUGUGUGUGAGAGAGAGAGAGAGAGAGAGCGCUGGUGAGAUAGGUCUGUGGAGAAAGCGGAGAUGACAGGAGGACACUGAGAAAAGAGAAGGGGAAGCUGCUUUCAGUCCAAAGAUGAGAACUUCCUGUAACUGAACCAACGAGUUCAAGGCAAGACUAAAGAGAUGUUUUUUUUUUUUUUUUACUUUUAUGAUUUUUUUCUAAAGACAAGGAUAUAGAAAAAUGUGAGAAACCUGUGAAGAUCGUUUUAAUCAUUUCUAUUUGGUUUACUUGUUUGUAAGUUACAUUUGCCAAAGAGCAGUCUAACUGAUUUAGAAUUUUUGGCCCGGGGAAUUGUUUCCUAAUCAUGAUCACAGUACCUGUUAUGGAUUUCUUCAAUGUGGAGAUUUGGGGUCUGUGAAUGAUCCAGGUUGUUUUCUGAAAGAAAAUACUUUGAAUAUGCAGUCAUGGGAUAUCAGCACAUGGAAGGACUAUGAUGGCGGUGCACUGCCGUAAGGGUUGCUGGUAUAUUCUGUGUAUUUGGCACUAGUGUGUAUGAAACAAAAGUGUGAUUAUAUAUGUAUGUGGGUGUUUGUAUUUGUAUGUGGAAACUUUUUUAGGAAAUAUAUGUAGCAUCAUCUCAGAGAGCAAUCUGGUUAAAUAUCCCAUUGAAUUAUGUCAACAAAUGUAUUUAUAAACCCAAUCAGCCCAAGACUAAUAUCAUCUUGAUCAGGCCUGAUUGAUCAAAGUGAUCAUGUGGCUUUUCUGGUUUUGUAUCCUGAGGUCACUAAAAUGACCUUCAUCAUCUUCAACACGUGAAUGUCUAUUUUUGUCAGGUACUUGUGAAGCAAAGUCAUGUGAAGAUGUGUCACUGUGCAUUUUUGUUAUCCCUUAAGAAAAGUGACACUUGUGUUUUUUAGCAAGCCAUUCCACAUCACAUUCACAAGGAAAUGUUCAUUUUCUCUGUGAGAUGAACAGAUGAGCACUCGUAUCCUCUUUGUACAUGUAAUACUGUAACACAUGAACAGAAGGCCUCGCACUGAUGUGUUAUAAACAUGCAGUAGUCAGCAUUGUGUCCUGAGGUUAAAACCACAGGGUUAUAUCAUGGGGGGCAUUGUAAAAGCAUUGUGAUCUCAGAUAUUCUGAAGACACUUACACUUGAUAUAAAAUGUUUUUUUUUGGUGAUAAAACCUGAUGUGGGACUAAUAACAAUUCAAAAACAAUAAAUAAUUCAAAAACAA
Messenger RNA from Clupea harengus (Atlantic herring), 1787 nucleotides. Its product is annotated as cAMP-dependent protein kinase inhibitor alpha. Gene Ontology annotation, molecular function: cAMP-dependent protein kinase inhibitor activity. The record is from RefSeq and is a predicted model, not a curated record. Gene Ontology annotation, biological process: negative regulation of protein kinase activity. NCBI's taxonomy places the organism in Eukaryota, Metazoa, Chordata, Actinopteri, Clupeiformes, Clupeidae.